AUGCCCACCACCUUCGACGACCUCUCGCACGACGACCUCGUCGCCAUUGGCGAGGCGCUGCCGCCACUGUCUGGCCGAUGGCGUCUCAGAGGAACGUGCCGGAGAGUCCGUGCCGUCUUCAACGAUCCGAUCGCUGGACUGCUGCUGCCGCCGCCAACCCUCAUCACAGAGGCCGUGACCAGAGGUCCGACGCAGGCAGAGGUCUCCAAGUACGGACCUGCGGGAGUGUCGUGGCCCGAAACUGCCAAGCUCAUCUCGAUACAGUGGGCCAAAGGCAUCCAGCCCGCUCAAGCGCCAGAGGAGGUCGGCAGCUACCCGGUUGGCGUCACAAUCUGGAGGUCGCUGCGCGAGCCCCAGCUACGCCGCGUGCUGCGGCAGGUCCGCUCGCUGGCCGAGGGCUCAGAGCGCAGCCCCGAGUGGCGCGUGCAGGUGCCCACGCGUCCGUAUGAGCCCGCGCGCUUCGACAUCUUUUUCAAGAUUGCGUGGGAGGCGUUGCCGAAGCUCGCCGAGCGCCUCAUGACCAAAGUGGCGUCGGCGACCUUUGCCUUCCGCGCGCCCGCCGACGACAAGCUGGACGCGGCCGCGCCGGCGCCGCGGCUGCCGCGGCUGGUGGCGCUCGUGCAGCAGGAGCUCCGCAUGAGCUGCGAGUCCGAGGGCGCGCGCGUGAAUGCGGCGCUCGACGAGGCGAUGCGGGACUACGAGAGCUCCGCCACCAAAACGGUGCACGUGCUCAGGCAGCUUGAGCGCCUGCUGAUCCACGCGCGGCUGAGCGAGGUCCGCACCGAGGUGCUCGGGCGCGUGCUGGCGACGAAGCGGCGCGUGCUCGUCGAGCGGCUGAAGCACCAUCUUGCGGCGCUCCAGGAGGAGGCAGCAGCCGAGGCGCGGCGCGGCCCGCUCGCGCUGCUGAUCGCGCGCUGCGACGCUCUGCGCGAGACGGUGGACGAGUGCCGCGCCCUCGCGGAUGACGGGGCCAUGCUGGACUAUCAGCUCCACGCCGGCGAGCCCAUCGACUUCGAGGACUUCGAGCUCGACGCCGAUGUGACGCGUCUUCGCGCGGCGCUGCACUUGCGCGCGCGGCGCCUCGAGAGCGCGGCGGACCUGCGUCAGCAGGCCGAACGCAUCAGCUUGCUCUCGCAGCAGCUCGCGAAUGGGCUGGCGCUGCACGAGCGAGAAUUCGAGGACGACAGUGGCGCCGACGGCGGCCUGCUCGAGCCGCUCAAGAGCACCGAGGGUUUCGCCGGGCUGGUCAAGACCGCGUUACUGGAGCUGGGCAACCGUGUCUACGGUUGGCUCUCGGGCCCAAAGCACCGUGUAGACCUCGGCUUUCGCGCGAGGGGCGACGCCGCCGCUCGCUCGCUACCCCACGGUCUUAUAGGCCAGAGCUUCUCCUCGGUGGCGCCAAGGGAUGGCCGUGUCGACGUUUACCCAAAGGUGGGUCACUUUGCCACCUCUGCGAUGGCGGAGGGCGCGGCGCUGCUGUACGAGAUGCCGUCGCCGCAUGCGACGGAGUUUGCCUUCUCGCGCUUUGGCAAGCCCGAGGAGGUGGUUCUGAGAGAGGCCUUGGUGCGGGGGAACCGCGAAGCCGCUGCUGCUGAGAUCGCCGAGGGAGAGGCUGCGGACGAGGGUCGGGCCUAG
Molecule: messenger RNA, 1635 nt
Organism: Emiliania huxleyi CCMP1516
Lineage: Eukaryota; Haptophyta; Isochrysidales; Noelaerhabdaceae
Exons: 3
Coding region: 1-1635 (544 amino acids)
Source: RefSeq, a predicted model, not a curated record